CAAGCGUGUUGACAAUUGACAAGUGCCAGUACAAAGUUCAGCCACCCAGAUCCAUCCCGAAAAUCCACUCUGCUUGAUCUCACAAUGAGGACUACCACCUUUACAGCCACCCUUUCUUUCGUUUUACUCCUUCUCAUCUCCCCGGCUCGAAGUCUGAUCCACAGCAUUUCCGCACCUACAAAAAUCCUUCACCCAGGUGAAAAGUUCAUCGUGACAUUCCACACAACUCCUUACAUCCAAAACAAUCUUCAAUUCUACGCUCUCUUCGGGAUAGCACCCUUUCCUGGCUUGGGAGUAUCCUUCUUGGGACUCCCCAUUCCGGCUGUGGCCCCCGUUCCUGGUGCAGAUGGUGGAUUGGGUUUGCGUAACCUCUUUAGCGGACCCAGCGGGAAGGGAAAAUCUGGGAUCGACAUUGGUGGAAUAGAUCUCUGGGAGGCGAAUUUGGGGAACAUUGGUAGUCCGAAGGGAUUCAACGUGACGUUGAGGUUACCCGUGGAUUUGAGCACGACGAAAAAUCGAGUGACGAAGGUCGUGCUUCAAACUGGUGUGCUUGGAAACGUGGGAGCAUCUAGGUUCACAACGCUGUCUUUUUUCAACACUACGAUUAGUAUCAAGUCUCCCUAACGCUCCUGAUGCCCACCCCAACAAAUUUCUAACGCGUUUCAUCGAUAUUAUUCCCCGGACCACAUUCGUGUAUAAGUGAUCUA
Molecule: messenger RNA, 707 nt
Organism: Cantharellus anzutake
Lineage: Eukaryota; Fungi; Basidiomycota; Agaricomycetes; Cantharellales; Hydnaceae
Exons: 2
Coding region: 85-624 (179 amino acids)
Source: RefSeq, a predicted model, not a curated record